Messenger RNA from Cladocopium goreaui, 1973 nucleotides. The record is from the annotation of a GenBank genome assembly. Lineage: Eukaryota; Dinophyceae; Suessiales; Symbiodiniaceae.
AUGGACAUUUCGCAGAUAUUCUCCGAAUCAGAACGUGGAAAAAAAUCAGGAUGGGAGAGCUGCAAUCCGUUGUCCUCCGAGCCUCCGAGCCAUUCCAAACUCGAAAACAAAGAGAAUGAAUAUGCCUUGCUGAGCGAGGAAGUCUUCGAGCAACCUCAAUAUGUAGAAGUCUUCAACUUAUGUGUGGAGCCCUCGGAAGUGCAGGCACUGGAAAGUCUGAUCGAAAAGCUGACGGAGGAUCCUUCACUCCUCUACGAUCCAAAGCUCAAAUUCUUCAAGGAAGAGCCCGAAGAGCCUGAAGAACCUGAGGAACCGGAUCCAGAGAGGUCCGGAGAGCUGGAUUUGAGCGACGAUCAACUUGACAAGCAAGGAGAGCUGAAGCAGGCGGCUGCAGAAGCUCUGGAAGAUGGCGAUUUGUCCAAAGCCUUGGAGAAGAUGACCCAGGCUUUCGAGAUUGGCAACGUCUCCGCCAUGAUGUCGAAAUCCCGGCAGGGAAGAGGGACCAUGCUGUUUUUGGGAUGGUUUGCCAAACGUGCAGAGGUGCUUUUGAAACUGAAGAGACCGUGCGCCUGCAUUGCUGGAGACCUAAGACGCAGCAAGGCCCUCGCCAUGGGUCAGUGUGCUCCAUAUUUCUACUGCGGUUCCAGCUUCGCCCACGAAGUGAAGAACCACGAUGGAGGUUCUCACAUGGUUUCGAAGCAGCAGCUGGAGGAAGGCCUCGCACGCUUCAAUCAGGUGGGUGCGAUUUCCGCCCAGUCUAUCCGGAAUGGACCGGAGGCCUGGAAACAUGCCUUCAGCAUAGCAGCGGGCUUGCUGAGGGGCGUGCACCAACAUGUGCCUCGAGUUGUUAGGAGUGUCGACUUUGCGGAGGGCACUGACUGCACACCUCACUACUCGAAACUGCCCAGCGGAGGGAAAGACGUCUUGGCCACACUUUGCGUGAAACUCUCGCAAAAAGAGGUUUAUGGCGAAAUUGCUACCCGCUCGCGGAUUGGUGCUUACUUGCGUCUAAACGAGGAGGUUAUUUUUUCCAUUCUCCGGCUGCCAACGAAUCUCAGUGAAUCUCCUUUGGUUGUCGAAGUCUAUGGCUUUGAUUUUACCAGCUUGCCAGAGAUUGUCAGACUUCGUCAGCAUCUGAAGCAGGUGCUUGGUCCGGAGUAUUCGCGGAAGAGUGCAGUGGAGUGGUAUGAAAAAUACAAGGAUGAUUUUUGCCCGUUGAAGGAUUCCAAAUUGCGGAGGAUCCUGGCGUCAGUAUUUGAAGUGGGGAUGCAUACCUCGCUGUUGCUCCCUGAGUGGGCAAUCGGCAGAGCUUUGUGGGGGAUGCUGAACAUCACAACACGCUCGUACAACAGAUUCGAAUUCUGGGAUGAAGGUCGGAAUGGCAUCAGAGUCACCGUACGCUGUCCGUCUCUGACGGACCCAGAUGAUGUUGAAUGUUUACAAAACACCCGCGACCUCUUUGAGUUGCAAAGUGCCACCGCGGGCGAUCGGCGCAUUGGAGAGAGGUUUUCCACCUCGGCCUACAAUAUCGGUUCCAUGAGCUUUGGCCGACCGCUUGGACAUUCAGGUGCAAAGCCAGCUGUGAUCGCCAAAGUGUUCUCAGCAGCCAGCAAAUGGGGUCCUGGUAGGUCGGGAUGGCAGAGCUACGAUGACACGUGGGAGUGCACGGACCUGAAAGAUCACCUUGGGAAUGUGAUCGAGGAGCAAGGCCGAACGAUCUGGAUCACUCCUGGUGCUGGCCGAAUCCCUUCCACACCGAGACAACGAGAGGACAUGAUUUCUACAGAGGUUGACAGAGCAGACAACGAGGCAGUGCCGUCCAAAGCGAAGAUGUGGCUUUUACCAACACUACUUUUGCUGGCAAUGACUUGCUUGCUCAUGUCAAUCCUCUCAUCCUUUUCCCGUAUGGCCUCCGCAUGAGCCUUUUGAACAAAGUGGAUGAUGUGGUUGGGGAUAUUUUCGAAGAAUCCUAG